Molecule: messenger RNA, 2172 nt
Organism: Exophiala aquamarina CBS 119918
Lineage: Eukaryota; Fungi; Ascomycota; Eurotiomycetes; Chaetothyriales; Herpotrichiellaceae
Exons: 1
Coding region: 1-2172 (723 amino acids)
Biological process (GO): fungal-type cell wall organization; establishment of cell polarity; hyperosmotic response
Cellular component (GO): plasma membrane; site of polarized growth; cell surface
Molecular function (GO): osmosensor activity
Source: RefSeq, a predicted model, not a curated record
AUGAAGAUUACAUUGAUCACGUUGAUCUUUUCGGCGGUGGCUGUCUCCAUCGCUGAAGCCGUUCCGGCACAUCCUAGGCGGACGGAUAUGAAACCGAGAUACUACUUUCCGCGCGCAGUAAAAAGACAAGUAACGGGCGAUAACAGCACUACAACCGACGCCUCCAGCAGUACAGACUCUGGUUUGGGUAGUAUCAUUUCAACGAUCGGAGAUGUUCUGUCUGAUGUGGCCUCGGUGAUUACCGAGGACACCACUUCCACGACAGACUCAACAGCAACGAUUACCACUGACCCCGCUGCAUCUACAACUUCUACCGAAACUGGGAUUACACUAGGACGGGACUCGGUCAUAAGCGAGACGGCGUCCAAUACUGAUAGCACGACAAGCACUCAAGACCCGAACGCAAUUCUCUCAUCCGCCACUGAUGCUGCUUCAUCGAUCCUAGAUAUUGCAAGCUCGAUUCAAAACGCGGCAUCAACUGCUGCUUCUUCAGAUUUAUCUUCGAUUUCAUCGGCACUCUCUUCCGCUCAGGCUGCGGCUUCCUCAAUCGCAGCAGAUGUGAGUUCCGCCGAUGACGCCCUUACGUCUUCGGAAACAGCGUCCCUUCCUACAGGUUCAGAUAUCUUGGAUCUGCCAACCGUGUCUCCCACCGUGAGUGUGAACCCAACAAUCACCCCUCCACCGGACAGCACCGAGAGCAACACUGCAAGCAACACUGCCUCGAGAACCGAGUCCCAACCGGACCAAGAUACUGCAUCUAAUUCUGACGACAAUACUCAAUCUCCAACCACUCCUAUUACCACUCCGCCCACCGAUCCGCCAACGCAGUCGCCGACUACCCCUCCUACCACUCCUACCGAUCCGCCGACCCAGUCACCAACUACUCCUGUUACCACUCCACCUACCGAUCCGCCGACCCAGUCACCAACUACUCCUGUUACCACUCCACCUACCGAUCCGCCGACCCAGUCACCAACUACUCCUGUUACCACUCCACCUACUGAUCCGCCGACCCAGCCACCGACCACUACACCAACAUUCAGCCCAACCGACAAUCUCAAUAACCCCAAUCAAACCGUUUCAGAUCCAGGCCCAGUGACAACUCCACCAACCAUAUCUCCUACCCUACCCACGGAGACUCCAUCUCCACCGCCUGUGGUGGCCAACGUGACCAGCACCGAACCCUUUACCACCCGGCCUACCAGCUCAGCCCCUCCCACCAACACUGUGAAGCCUACUGGAACAGAUUCAAUGACUACACUGAUACCAGAUUCCAGCAUUAUCACUGCACCUUCAAGUGCGCCAACCUCUGGAUCAUCCUCAACCAGUGCAGCUGUGAUUCCCACUACGCUCCCCAGUGUCAUUCAGCCAGAAGGAGGCAUUCCUCCUGCACCCGAGAACUCUACUUUGAUCCAGAUCGGAUUCACUUAUGGUCUCAACUACAAAUUCGUAGUGUCUUCUACAACGGCAGUCUCCCAGAUAUUCUCCUUUAUCCCCCCUGGUGUUGGAAAUGGCCUGGACCUGGCUCUCGACGAAGUCGUUAUGCAGUAUCUUCAACCGUACAAUACGCUGGACAGUGUCGGCUACAUUACUACUUUGGCAAUGGCAUACAUUCCCGAAAGCAAGGUAGAUUUACUGUCCGUUCUUAUCUUGAAUCCGAACUCGGGUCUCUUCCACAACGACAAUCCUUCAGUGACAACGUUGAUGAGCAUGAUUGAUCCGACCAUUCCGAUCUUGGCUGGAUCUACCAUGGGUAAUGGUGGAACUCCUAUCAAUUCUGCAAACAAUCCCGCCACGACCUCUGAUAGUGGCAAUUCUGACGACGCAACGCCAGGCUCCAGCGAUUCAGGGUCUGGAGUUCGACCAUCUUCGGUCGGAAUCGCUGUGGGCGCAGUUGCCGGUGCAACAGUUUACGGAGCAGCAAUGUUCCUUGUGGCUAGACGGUAUAAGAAGAAAAAGGCAGGUCAUCAAAGAUCAAGCAGCAUGCAAUCUGGCCCUAGUAGCCGCCCAGGAGAACAAUCCAAUCUGAUGGCAGCUGGUGCUCGCGGCAGUUACGGCACAAGAUUUGGUGGUCGAACGUCCCGCAACAGUGACCAUAGUAACUCGAACCGAAGCGGACGUACAUAUAUCAGUCCACCCGUGAUGGCUGAGAACAGCCUGGGAUGGAACUGA